UGGGAUAUACUUUGUACCAUUUGUACCUAUGAUCGAGACCACAAGGCUGAACUAAAAUAAGAGCAAAGCCCUGUGUGCCUCCAGCGUUUCCUGUAGCGCUCGAGACUCCUCACUUCAUGCCGCCAGCGUCUCAGAUAGCCACGUUUUGCCUAUCACAUUGCGCUUGUUAGGCGCCUCUAGGAUCCGCGGUUAGAUCCUUCCAUGCGUCCUCCUCCGCGACACCAAUAGAGCCCAGUUACUAUUCUAGACCAGCACCAUGGAGAGCUUCCAGCCCUGGAUGGACGCCCCCACCCCGCAAAACGAAGCUUCGAACCACUCCUUUGUUGAGCCCCUCCCAAUGCCAUUGAAGGGCUCAGUGGGAGACGAUUCCGACGAAUGGGAAUACGAGUAUUCGACCACCGAAACCGAAACUUUCUACCUCACACUCGACCUUACAACCCCAUCCAUACCGACUUCUCGCCCUCGAGCCACCGCUCCCCCCAGCGGCCGUGCAAGCACGAAAACCAAAUGGAUAAACCCCGGCCUCGGGCGUCAUAAGCGCCAACUCGGGCACGCACCCACAAUAUCUCUCGGAGACAAAGACAAAGACAAAGAGGGCGUGGACACCGUUCCCGUCGAGUCCGCCGACGAAGAGCCCCAAAGCCCCGCCAACGACACUUCGUUACACGACGAAAACGAGCCCGAGAGCAACGGGCAUGCAGAGCAAAAGAUCCAGAUCCUACACCUCGAGUCCGACAACCCGCUCAUCUCAUACCGCGAUCACACCUUCACCUGCCGCUGGACCAAGAAUAUCGGCAGCGAACUCCUCUUCACCCCCGACGAUGACACAGAUGACCCCCUCCCAGCCCUACGCCAUCUACCCGGCGAUGUCUCCCUCCUCGCCUCCUGCUCCGCCCGCCUAACCUCCGCCACCGCAACCGUCGUCCCCGUCACACACGCAACACCCCUUUCGCUCGCCCCCUACGAGGAAGGCCCCCUCGUGGAAUCCGUCUCCGUCGCCGCGUCCACCGAGCGACGCAACCAGGCGCGCUUCCUGGAGCGAUUGAUGGGAAUCAAAGAGCGCAAAGCCGAGGACGACGAGGUCACAGUCGUGGCGUACAAGCGCACCAAGUUCCACGGCUGGAUCGAGGUAAUCCGCAAGCGGAUCGAAGAUGAACGCGCUACGAUACGGGAGGGAUUGAGCAGCGCGACGCCCGAGGGGGCGGAGGUGGCGAGGAGACGGCUGGCAGAGCUGGAUGAGCAGGAGCGAAGGGUCCCGACGGAUGCGCCGGCGGAUGAAGAUGAUGAUGACGAGCCUGCUGCGCGGUCGGUGAAGCGGAGGAAGAAGCGGAAGGAGAUGCUGACGGUGAGUGAGGAGAAGGGAACGACGAUGCGGCUGAAGCCGAGGGGGGUGAGGAGACGGCCGAGGAGGGAUUGGAAGAGGUAUAAUUUGGAUGGGACGGCGGCGGCGAGGAAUGCGGAGGUUAAUUGGCAGGGCGUGCAUACGCAGGACGCGGAGGAGGCAUCUGGCGCAUAUGACGGUGCGGACCAACGAGAAGGGCCGGCGGAGUGAAGCACGCAUGAUGGACACGGUAGAGAAGUCGUGUUGGGUGAGGAGCUGAGGUCUUGGGUAUAGUUUUGAGAAACCAGCUUAGAUAAUUAUAGCCGUGAGUAACCAAGAGUCUAUAAACAG
Messenger RNA from Pseudogymnoascus destructans, 1672 nucleotides. RefSeq lists its product as uncharacterized. The record is from RefSeq and is a predicted model, not a curated record. NCBI's taxonomy places the organism in Eukaryota, Fungi, Ascomycota, Leotiomycetes, Thelebolales, Thelebolaceae. The transcript is spliced from 2 exons. Bases 257 to 1552 code for a protein of 431 amino acids.